This is a messenger RNA of Coffea eugenioides, 2726 nucleotides long. RefSeq names its product transcription factor MYC2. Gene Ontology annotation, biological process: regulation of DNA-templated transcription. Gene Ontology annotation, cellular component: nucleus. Lineage: Eukaryota; Viridiplantae; Streptophyta; Magnoliopsida; Gentianales; Rubiaceae. Gene Ontology annotation, molecular function: transcription cis-regulatory region binding; DNA-binding transcription factor activity; protein dimerization activity. The transcript has a single exon. The record is from RefSeq and is a predicted model, not a curated record. The coding region runs from base 225 to 2318 and encodes 697 amino acids.
UUUACUUCCCCAACCCCACCGAAUACUCUCCCCAUCCUGUUCCUCUUCUGUUGCCCAUCAUCAUAUCUCUUUCUCUUCCCCAACCGCUAGCCGCCCCUCACCAAAGUUCUCUCCACCUUCGUCUCUUCCUCUGACUCACUACUCUCAAUUCCCACUACUGCUCUUCUUCCUCUUCCCACCAUCUUUCUUUCAGCAAUUCUGCAUCUACAAGGUUUGUUACUUUGAUGGUGGAUGGAAUGACUGAUUAUCGAGUUCACACGAAGAUGAAUCUAUGGGGAAAUCAAACCCCGACAUCGCUGACCAGUGAUGAUAAUACGUCCAUGAUGGAGGUCUUUAUGAACUCGGCGGAUCCGGGGUCUUUAUGGCCGCCUAUGAGUAUUCACCAGAGCAUUCCUUCGACAACUUCCUCAACUAUCACUGCUGCAGGUGGCGGUGGUAUGGAUUCCUCCUCCAAAUCCCUUCCCUCGUCUUCAUUCUUCAACCAGGAAACGCUCCAGCAGCGCCUGCAGACUCUGAUUGAUGGUGCUCAGGAGUACUGGACUUAUGCUAUAUUCUGGCAGUCGUCGGUGGUGGAUUGCGGCGGCCCAUCUGUAUUGGGGUGGGGCGACGGGUACUACAGAGGGGAAGAAGAUAAAGGGAAGCGGAAGAAUCCGCUUUCUUCGUCUUCCACUAAUUCACUACUCGAACAGGAGCACCGGAAAAAGGUGCUCCGGGAGCUCAAUUCGUUGAUUGCGGGUCCACAGGGCUCCUCCGACGAUGCUGUCGAUGAGGAGGUCACUGAUACUGAGUGGUUCUUCCUAAUCUCCAUGACUCAAUCUUUUGUAAACGGAAGCGGGCUUCCGGGCCAGGCUUUGUAUAAUUCAAGCCCGGUUUGGGUCGCAGGCGCAGACAGGCUGGCGAGCUCUCACUGCGAAAGGGCCCAGCAAGCUCAGGGUUUUGGGCUUCAGACUUUGGUUUGUAUCCCCUCAGCAAACGGCGUCGUUGAGCUGGGUUCCACGGAGUUGAUCUUUCAGAGCUCUGAUCUAAUGAAUAAGGUUAGGGUACUCUUCAACUUCAAUAAUAUGGACAUGGGUUCGGGCUCGGGUUCUGGCUCUUGGCCAGUUCAGCCCGAGAGCGAUCCUUCAGCACUUUGGCUUACUGAUCCAUCAUCUUCAGCUGCUGGGGUUAAAGAAAGUGUUAAUAACAAUAAUAACACCACUGGCCAAGGGAGUUCAAUUCCUUCUAGUGCGAAUAAUAAGCAGAUGUUGUUUGGAAAUGAUAAUAACCCAAGUUCUAGUACUUUGACUGAUAAUCCUGGGAAUAUCCUAAAUGCUCAUCAUAAUUCAUCCCAGCAGUCGGGAGGGUUUUAUACAAGGGAAAUGAAUUUUUCAGAAUAUGGGUUUGAGGGAAAUAGUGUUAGGAAUGCAACUUGUAAGCCGGAGUCAGGGGAAAUCUUGAACUUUGGGGGUGAAAGUACUGCAAAGAGGAGUUGUAGUGCAAAUGGGAAUUUAUUUUCAGGUCAAUCACCGUUUGGGGUUGGUGAUGAAAGUAAGAGCAAGAAAAGGUCACCUGUCUCGAGGGGAAGUAAUGAUGAAGGGAUGCUUUCAUUUACUUCAGGUGUGAUUUUGCCAUCUUCAGGUGUGGUGAAGUCUAGUGGUGGCGGUGGAGAUUCAGAUCAUUCGGACCUUGAGGCGUCAGUGGCGAAGGAAGCUGACAGUAGUAGAGUUGUUGACCCUGAGAAAAAGCCAAGGAAGCGAGGAAGGAAGCCUGCCAAUGGAAGAGAAGAGCCUCUGAAUCAUGUGGAGGCAGAGAGGCAGAGGAGGGAGAAGUUGAACCAGAGGUUUUAUGCACUUCGAGCUGUGGUUCCUAAUGUGUCAAAAAUGGACAAAGCCUCCCUUCUUGGGGAUGCUAUUUCUUAUAUUAAUGAGUUGAAAUCGAAGCUUCAUAAUAUGGAGUCUGAUAAAGAGGAAUUGAGGAACCAGAUAGACUCCUUGAAGAAGGAAUUAACCAGCAAAGAGGCUAGAAAUUUCGCACCUCCCCCGCCGGAUAAAGAUCUCAAGUUGGCAAGCCACCAAGGAAGCAAGAGUCUGGAUAUGGACAUAGAUGUGAAGAUCAUCGGUUGGGAGGCAAUGAUUCGAGUCCAGUCCAGUAAAAACAACCACCCAGCUGCUAGGAUAAUGGGGGCCCUCAAGGAUCUUGACCUGGAGUUGCUCCAUGCCAGUGUAUCAGUGGUGAAUGAUUUGAUGAUCCAGCAAAAUACAGUGAGGAUGGGAAAGAGGUUUUACACGCAAGAGCAGCUUAAAAUAGCAUUGACUUCCAGAGUUGCUGAAACUCGAUGAGGCAUGAGCAGAUUGUGCUUGACCAAAACUGGUAGGACUGAAGAGUUUCUUUGCCAAAAUCGUGUUGAGGCUCUGGGGAAUUUUAGGGGUCCCGGUAGCUAGGUCGGUACACUAUUGCCUCGUCGCUUGUGUACUAUAGGUUUUAGUAUAGUUAGAGUGAGAUUAUUUAGUUGAAAGCUGGUAGAUAAUUCAGCUUUUAUCUAAUUUUUGUCCUUGAUUAUCCAUAUGUAGCUUGUGUAAUCUGUGAAUGUAGAUGUACAGUACAAUAAUUUUAUUAAGCUCACAUAUUUGUGUUGUUAGACUGUGUUGUUGCUGGUCCAACCUGUUGUAAUAUGUCACUUGUAAUACUCUGUUCUUGAACUCCAAUUGUUUUGAGUUCAGCUGGAAUGAAGAAGAUAAUUGCCUCCA